UUCUGUAGCUUUCUUCACACGUGACACAGCUGUGCAGCGUCACUGAGCGAGAUGGGGCACAGUUGGAGGUGAAAACGGUACCGUCUUGGACCCGCCUCCUGGCAUCCGUGGAUGAGCUGUUCCCUCCCUCUGGUGGCUUCAUUCCUCCCUCCAGUUCUUGGUAGACGCACAGGAGUGAUGAUGGCGACCCUCAGCUGGACUCUGAUGUUGCUGUGUGUCACUCUGCUGGACGCAGCUCGGGAUCGAAGCCAAUGCUCGCCGCCCCCGCUGUCCACGCAGACCGAGCUCUCACAGAAACGCAAGUUCCGUGACGGCGAGAAGGUCAGCUACUGGUGCGCGCACGGCAACAGUGCGACCCGAAGAAAGGGCUGGCUGCAAUGCACGAACGGAAAGUGGAGAAAGCUGACUUCGAACUGCCACGAGGCACACACCUCCUGCUCUCCCCCAAAAGUCACAAACUCCGUGAAGAGCGAAGGGUCCCUGACCGUGUACCAGGUGGGGCAGAGUGCCAUCAUCACCUGCAGUCCAGGGUUCCAGCUGGACGGACCUAAGAAGAUCACGUGUAACCGAAGCGGCCAAUGGCAGCCCCAACCCCCUCGGUGUCGCCUCUCCCCCACCACUGACAAGCACCAAGCCGCCAAAGAGGGCGGCUGCGCUGCUCCCAGGGACGUCCACGAUCCCAACAUCCACAUCGCAGAGCGCCACGCGAACCGGGAGACUUUUGACCACAAUGAAAGAGUUCAGUUUGUGUGCGGCGUUGGAUACACUUCAGCAGGGGGCAGCAGAUUCCGCUGGUGUGUGGACGGCAAGUGGACUCCUCUGCUGCUUCAGUGCGAACGUCAGCUGUGCGGCUCUGCCGGAGAGAUUCUAUACGGCCAAUUCGCCUACACUGGGGUCCAGUUCGGGGACACGGCCACGGCCUCCUGUGACGAAGGGUACAGGCUGGUGGGACAGGCGACCAGGCGCUGCCUGAACUUCGGCUGGGACGGACGAGUUCCCGUCUGUGAAGCGGUGCAGUGUGACAAGCCUCCAGUGGUGGCCAACGCAGAGCACGACGGUGCUCCGGAGCCUCCGUACAUGUACAGGACCGUGGUGCGGUAUCACUGCAGUGUGGGCGUCAUAGUCGGGUCGAGGGACGUCUGGUGCACUAAAGAUGGCACUUGGAGCAGCACGCCUCAGUGCACAGAGGCACACACCUCCUGCUCUCCCCCAAAAGUCACAAACUCCGUGAAGAGCGAAGGGUCCCUGACCGUGUACCAGGUGGGGCAGAGUGCCAUCAUCACCUGCAGUCCAGGGUUCCAGCUGGACGGACCUAAGAAGAUCACGUGUAACCGAAGCGGCCAAUGGCAGCCCCAACCCCCUCGGUGUCGCCUCUCCCCCACCACUGACAAGCACCAAGCCGCCAAAGAGGGCGGCUGCGCUGCUCCCAGGGACGUCCACGAUCCCAACAUCCACAUCGCAGAGCGCCACGCGAACCGGGAGACUUUUGACCACAAUGAAAGAGUUCAGUUUGUGUGCGGCGUCGGAUACGCUUCAGCAGGGGGCAGCAGAUUCCGCUGGUGUGUGGACGGCAAGUGGACUCCUUUGCUGCUUCAGUGCGAACGUCGGCUGUGCGGCUCUGCCGGAGAGAUUCUAUACGGCCAAUUCGCCUACACUGGGGUCCAGUUCGGGGACACGGCCACGGCCUCCUGCGACGAAGGGUACAGGCUGGUGGGACAGGCGACCAGGCGCUGCCUGAACUUCGGCUGGGACGGACGAGUUCCCGUCUGUGAAGCGGUGCAGUGUGACAAGCCUCCAGUGGUGGCCAACGCAGAGCACGACGGUGCUCCGGAGCCUCCGUACAUGUACAGGACCGUGGUGCGGUAUCACUGCAGUGUGGGCGUCAUAGUCGGGUCGAGGGACGUCUGGUGCACUAAAGAUGGCACUUGGAGCAGCACGCCUCAGUGUGAAGAAAGAUCGUGCCAUGGUCCCAAAUGUUGGCGCAGGUUCCAGUAGCUUCCGGAGGAAGACACGUUGCCAUGGAAACUCACAGAGCACUUGGACUUUCCUGACCAUUGUACUGCAGUUCACCUUUCCUAUGUUCCAGCACCAAACUCGCUGUCUGCAAGUUGCAAAAUACAUACUGUUAAAAAAAAUGAAAGACAAAAAAAAUUUACAACAAUUCAAGUGAAAAUAUCACCAACUCUAUGACACAUUAUAGUCAAGUCUUUAUUUAAAAAAAUAAAUACAACUUCCAAACAUGUUCUGAAGCUUCACCUUCUGCUACAACAUGAAGGUCGGAGUCGGGUUCUGAAGUGACAACAAGAAGGUCGGGUCUGGUUCUGAGGGACACGGUGCCAAACAACAGAGCAAAUCAGAAUUGGAACCUUCCAAGUCAGCAAAGAUUUUUGAUGACUUUAACUUUCAUGGCUCCAAACUGGUCCCCGACCUCUGAAGGGGGAGAAAACACUUGGUUACCAGUGAAAUCUGUGCAGAUUGUUGAGAAAAUACUGGAUCUUGUGACUCUAAGGUCCUUUGAGGGAGAAAAGUCUGUGGUUUCUUAAUGGACUGAUGUGUUGUGCGAGAUGCCGAGACAAGCACACACCUUCCAGCAUCCGCAGGAGCUGAGUGUAGAGAGAAUGGUGAGUCACAACACUGCUCCCCCUGCAGGCGAACCAUAGGCACAGCAGCGCUCCAUCACCAGUCUCAUUGGCUGCUCUCCUGGACAUACACAGCAGUCCCUCACUCAUUUGCUACAUUUGUCAUGAAACUUUAUAUUAAAAAAAAAAAAAGCCAGCAGUCAGAUACCAAGUCAGCAGAGAGCCAGUCAGUUUAUUCAAACAAGACAGUUGUUCCUUCAUGGCCGUCGCUCCACAGCAGCUGAGGAUCCUGACCAGAGCCUCCAGCAGAACCACAACUGUCCAGCUGCAAUGGAGAAUGAGAAUGAAGCUGAGAGAUGGAGCCAUAAAGUCUGAGGAGAAGAACGGCACCUUUUCUAACUGCAGUGGUGAGGAACACACCACCGUGAAGGAAGCAGGACUUUCUUCCUUCACCACCAGGCUUCAGUGAGUCUCAGCUGAGUUUGACCCAGGCUUUUGUGAUGUUCAUGUCACUCGCUUCUCUGCAUACUCUCAGAUCCCAAACUGUGAAGGUCAGACUGGUCACGGUUUCAGACGGAUCACAUCAGCAAAAGCUGAAACUUCAGAGAGAGUCAGAGCAGAAGAUUUCCAGAGGCUUCAGGGGCCACGUGAGCAGCACAGCUGGACCAUGACACUGCUGGUGUUUGCUACAGUGAGAGAGGAACAUGUGGAGCAGCCACUGGUCCUCAUGAGGACAUGCUUUCAUGGAAACACUGACAGAUCAAAGUCUGAGCAAUACAGAGAGAUUUACUACCUAGAGGAGGAGUACGUACUUCCAGAGCUGCGAGGGAAGGGUUUACUGCAAGCUAACAUGGUCCAUGUCAGAGGACCAUGGAUGUCACUGUGUUUCCCAAGUUAUUUUGACAAAUCAUAAUCCCUGUUCUUGUUCCAGGUAACGUCUGACUCUGAGUCUUUCUCCUCCGCUGCACUGAACAACCUCCAAGACGGACGAGGAGCUUGAGAUGGUCCCUUCCUUCAGUGGAGGAGCAGCCCAACUCUCCUGUAAGCAAGGGAUAAAAGCGUAAAAAUAAAGUGGGGAUGUCACAAAAAUAGUGAAAGAGAAGGGUGAAG
Molecule: messenger RNA, 3689 nt
Organism: Synchiropus splendidus (mandarinfish)
Lineage: Eukaryota; Metazoa; Chordata; Actinopteri; Syngnathiformes; Callionymidae
Product: complement receptor type 1-like
Exons: 13
Coding region: 112-1995 (627 amino acids)
Source: RefSeq, a predicted model, not a curated record